This is a messenger RNA of Cyprinus carpio (common carp), 1254 nucleotides long. RefSeq names its product natural cytotoxicity triggering receptor 2-like. The record is from RefSeq and is a predicted model, not a curated record. Gene Ontology annotation, molecular function: signaling receptor activity. Lineage: Eukaryota; Metazoa; Chordata; Actinopteri; Cypriniformes; Cyprinidae. Gene Ontology annotation, cellular component: cell surface.
ACACCACUGUUGUACACGAUUAGCAACUCUUGACUUCCUUGUUAAAACAAGGCUUGCGUUUUUAACAAACAGUAUUUGAGUGAUAACACAUAUAGAAUCAGCUGAACUUCAAAGUUCUAAAUGGACUGGGGCCUGAUAAAUUACUGAUGAAAAUGAAGAACUUCCACAUGCUGUGGAUCUGGAUCUUUCUGUCAGCAGACAGUAUUUGAGGGAUAACAAAUACAGAAUUAGCUGAACUUCAAAGUGCUAAACUGACUGGAGACUCAAAAGAGGAUUGAUGAAGAUGAAGACCUUCCAUGUGCUUUGGAUCUGGAUCUUUCUGUCAGGAUUUGGGGAUUCAGCCACAGAUGGAACUGAUAUACAUGGAUAUUUUGGAAAAGGUGCUACAAUUAUAUGUUCCUACAGCUGGGCUUCAACCAAUAUAAAGUAUUUCUGCAGAGAUCCAUGUGGAGACAGUAAAGAUAUUUUAGUGAAAUCUGACCAGUCACCUACAGGAAGAUACACACUGAAGGACUCUGGAGAAGGAACCUUCACUGUGAACAUCACUGAUCUACAGGAGUCAGACUCUGGGAUUUACUGGUGUGGAGUGGACAGAUCUGUUAAAGACACAUAUCAGAAAGUCAUCCUGACGGUAUCUAAAGAUCCAAGCGAAAGCAUAACUACAUCCACACAACCGUACAAAGACAUACAAACAUCCACGGAUUCACACACAAUUACACCAGCAGCACAUUCAGAAUCGCCAUCUGUCACAGCAAGCAAAACCACCAGAUAUCCAAGCCCUGAUGACAUCACACUCUCACCCUCAAUAACAGCAUCUGUGAACACUACAGUAUAUAUACUAUAUGCUGUCGGUGGUCUUCUCAUAGCAGUAAUCAUAUUUGCAGUUGGACUGGUCACUGUUCAUCAGUACAGGAAAAAAAUCAAGACAUCAGAAAGCUUGACAGGCUUCACGCUGCCCAAUCAAAGCAAAGAUGACCAGGAUGACGGUGUAUAUGAGAAUAAUCCUCCUAAAACAAAAAGCACACAGAUGAAACCUAUCAACAUGACUAUGACCAGACAAGUGCAGAAGAGCCAAGAAUAUGCAGUCUACGAGAACUCACAUGAACUUUAUGGAAAUCUCUGAUCAUAGUGUUAAGCAAUGAAAUUCAGAGAACCAGUUUAAACCUGAUGGUUAUAAGAUCAAAAUCACAUGUCCAGUAAAGGCAUUCGAGAAGCUCAAAUUAAAAAAAAUAUGAAAAAAAAAAAAAAAGUUUU